This is a messenger RNA of Austrofundulus limnaeus, 351 nucleotides long. RefSeq names its product meckelin. Gene Ontology annotation, biological process: cilium assembly. The record is from RefSeq and is a predicted model, not a curated record. The transcript has 3 exons. The coding region runs from base 34 to 348 and encodes 104 amino acids. NCBI's taxonomy places the organism in Eukaryota, Metazoa, Chordata, Actinopteri, Cyprinodontiformes, Rivulidae. Gene Ontology annotation, cellular component: ciliary transition zone; MKS complex.
UUGUUGUUUUGUUUACUCCAGGGCCUCUCUGAAAUGGACUACGUAGUGAGGGAUAAGCUGAUAUUGGAGAGGAUCUUGGGGAUGGAGUUCAUGGAAGCCAGUGAUAAAAGCUUGUUUUACAAUGACGAGGCCCACUCCUUCAGUAAUGUGCUGUUUUACGGAAAUGAGAGCCUGCUGCUGAUUUUUGACACUCUGUUCUUCUGUGUUGUCGACCUGGGCUCUCAGAACUUUGUUCUCGCGGCCGUGCUCACGUACGCACAACAAACGAUAUUCGGUUUCCUCCGUAACAGUCUUGGAAGGAGAAACCUCGUCAACAAAACACUGGUGGAUCAGAGAUUUCUGAUAUAAAUC